Molecule: messenger RNA, 393 nt
Organism: Juglans microcarpa x Juglans regia
Lineage: Eukaryota; Viridiplantae; Streptophyta; Magnoliopsida; Fagales; Juglandaceae
Product: GDSL esterase/lipase At5g45670-like
Exons: 3
Coding region: 1-393 (130 amino acids)
Source: RefSeq, a predicted model, not a curated record
AUGGCGAGGGAGCUUAAGAAAAUGGGUGUGAAGUGUGUGCUGGUUUUUGUGUUGAAUAUAUGGUGCAAGCUGGCAGGAGCAGAGCCUCAAGUACCUUGCUACUUCAUAUUUGGGGACUCCUUGGUGGAUAAUGGCAAUAACAACCAACUCCAAUCAUUGGCUAAAGUGAACUACAGGCCUUAUGGGAUUUUCAUACGUUUGAUCAUAGUUGACAUGUUAAUGAUAGAUUUCAUUGAUGAAGAUUCUGCAGAUGAAGAUUUUGUUGGUGGAGAUUCUACUAGGGGAGAUUCCGUUCUUCAGGCGGUCCAUAGACUCAGCUCGCUCUCCGUUGGGGAGAGGUCGGAAGUUGGAAUGCCUCAUGCCAAACCGCUUCUUUCUCUCCCAAUGAGGUAA